AUGGAGCUACCAAAUGAAGGUGGAGAAGGAUCUUCUCAAAAGAAAUUAGGAAGAGGAAAGAUUGAAAUCAAGAGGAUCGAGAACACUACAAAUAGACAAGUCACCUUUUGCAAACGCCGCAACGGAUUGCUAAAGAAAGCUUAUGAAUUAUCCGUUCUUUGUGAUGCUGAAGUUGCUCUCGUUGUCUUCUCGACUCGUGGCCGCUUGUACGAGUAUGCUAACAACAGUGUUAGAGCAACAAUUGAAAGGUACAAAAAAGCAUGUGCUGCUUCUACUAAUGCAGAAUCUGUAUCUGAAGCUAAUACUCAGUUUUACCAGCAAGAAUCAUCAAAAUUGAGAAGACAAAUUCGAGAUAUUCAGAAUUUAAAUAGACACAUCCUUGGUGAAGCUCUUGGAUCUUUGAGUUUGAAGGAACUAAAGAAUCUUGAGGGAAGAUUGGAGAAAGGUUUAAGCAGAGUUAGAUCAAGAAAGCAUGAGACGUUGUUUGCUGAUGUGGAGUUCAUGCAAAAGCGGAAGGAGAAGUAA
Molecule: messenger RNA, 525 nt
Organism: Vicia faba (fava bean)
Lineage: Eukaryota; Viridiplantae; Streptophyta; Magnoliopsida; Fabales; Fabaceae
Source: the annotation of a GenBank genome assembly